Messenger RNA from Symbiodinium sp. CCMP2592, 792 nucleotides. NCBI's taxonomy places the organism in Eukaryota, Dinophyceae, Suessiales, Symbiodiniaceae. The record is from the annotation of a GenBank genome assembly.
AUGAAGUUCAUUAGCAUCAUCCAGAAGCGAGCAGCUGCCGCGCCUGGCAAGUCACUUAUCCUCAACCCAGAGGACUACGCAGCUGCUGGUGGCGAGCUGCUUGUGAUCGCAAUGGUCCUCAGCUGGGUCCUCACGUACAUCUAUGAUCCCGACAUCAUCAAAGACAACCAGCUGAAGAGGCGUGUGGGGUACAACAACCUCUGCGUUGGAUGGGAUAUGGCACCAGCAAAGUAUGUUGCUGCCCCUAUCUUCGUAGGCAUCGUUUUCUUUGAGUCGCGAUUCAUGCAGCUGUCCUAUCAGCGGGCUGCGAUCGACCCAUCCAGCAACCGGAACGAGGACCAAAUAGUCAUGAUCGUCAACUUCUUCAGCACGCUGAGCUGGAUGGCCUGCAUCCUGAUCUUCGUGUGUGACCCGGUGGAGAACGCGACUUUGCACACCUUCUCCUUCGUGCAGCUGGUCGUGUUUGGGUAUUUCGCCUAUGUGGCUAACUUCGUGACAACGGACGUGAAGUACCACCCGCGAGGUUCCCAUGCCUUCAUCGGCAUCUUCGGCUUCUUCUCCUUGAUGUUUGGUUUGUGCGCCGUGGUCCAGUUCCUGACGUACUCGGAGGAGUCUGGUCCUGGCCCAAUCCCGUGGUGGGUGACUGCCAUUGGCGACUAUGGCUGGUUUGUGUGCCUGGGUGUGCAAGGUUACAUGAGGCCGAGGGCGCCCUCACUGCGUUUGGACUUUACUCUAACGAGCGAUGACGACUUUCAGGUCAUCGGUGAAAAGAAGCCGGCGGUUGCUCCUUAG